Messenger RNA from Didymodactylos carnosus, 1242 nucleotides. Lineage: Eukaryota; Metazoa; Rotifera; Eurotatoria; Philodinida; Philodinidae. The record is from the annotation of a GenBank genome assembly.
AUGUUCGGAAUGAAAAUACCUCCUUCUGCUUCAUCCGAUAUUAUGUUGAGCGAAGUAAUCCUUAUAUUUCUUGUAUUAACAAUAUGGUUAUCAGCUAUUGGCUUUUGUUUGCACCAGUAUAAAACAUUGAGACGAUUAGAAACACAAGUACACUAUUGCGUUAGUCGAAAAGAUCCACAAAAUAUUGGUAAUAUUAAAAUUGUAGCACGUGAACAAGAUUCUAUUAUAUAUAAGAAAAAACGUUAUUCAACUACCUCAGAUACAAAAAUAAAUCGUGAUAAAUCCCAUUAUAUCCCAACAACAACAACAACGGAUAAGCAUUUUAUUAUACAAAAUGAAUCGAAUGGUAUAAGAUUGUCAUCGACAGCAAUGUUUGUGUUACCUACUCAACAUGAAGAUAUUAAUGAAUCAGAAAAUGUUAACGAAAAAUUCGAUGAUGACAUUACUUCAUCAUUGACCAGUAGUGCAAGAUAUUUAUUACCGAACAGAAAAGUACACAGUCUAUCAAAUGCGUCAGCAUUGACUGUCCCAGUGCCAUUAUCGACACCAAGCACUUUAGAUUCAUCUUGGAAUAGUCAUUUUUAUGAAACACGUCACUCAACUCAGCAUCUUUGUGUACCCAGUUUAAGAUUAAAUCGCUUAUCCGACGGGAACAUUUCAUUACCUGUUCCAUCGAUGAGAAACAAAGAUCAGCAACAACACGAUAAUCCACCAACGAACGAACAAUUACUCAAUCCGUGUCUUAUAUCAAACACUGUUCGACGUAGUUUACUAGCACUGCAUCGUGAAUCUCAGGAAAAUAUGAUACUACGGCAUAAAGAAAAAACUCAAAGUGAAAGUGACGUUCACGGAAAAUUUAUACCAUGGAAAAUAAAAAUGAAAUUUAAAUUGAAACGUUCAGCUCAAAACAAACAACAUACAAAAAACAUACCGACUAAUGAUAAUUCAUUCGAUUCACAUACACAACAUCGUCUGUCAACUGCUCCAUCACCUCCGGUGAGUUUAUCAAAUCCCACAACGGUACAACCAUCAAAAACUAAGAGACGAACUCUAAAGCAUUAUCCAAAAUAUUCGACACAAAGUCACGAAAGUCCCGACAGUAGUAUGGAUAAACCGAUGUCCGAACAACCAGCAAGUAUCAUGAUGCUAAACGAAUAUAUCGGAUCGACAACGAUGACUGUAAAUGAUCAACUUGCACAAGACAACUGUGAUCGAAAGAAAACUCAAAAUAUGCCUCGUUAA